AUGGCGAAAUUUAUUCUAUCUAUUUUUAUUGUUGUUAUAUUAAUUAUUCAUAUUAUAAAUGGUCGUUAUCUCGAUUUUGAUUAUCAAACGGGAAAUAUUUAUAAACGUGGCUGUUCAGUAUCUGUAUGGUGUAGUGGUGGUGUUUGUUAUGGCAGUUGUGGUUUCUCUUCCUGUUUAUUACAAGAUCCAAAAAUCGGUUUACCAGGAAAGUGCCAGUCCAGUGGGGACUGUAAUGGAUGCUGGAAUUGUUUCAGAUCAUGUGGAAGUGGUUAA
This is a messenger RNA of Rotaria sp. Silwood1, 273 nucleotides long. NCBI's taxonomy places the organism in Eukaryota, Metazoa, Rotifera, Eurotatoria, Philodinida, Philodinidae. The record is from the annotation of a GenBank genome assembly.